UCAAUUGUCAAUCAGAAAUAUAACAUAACCUAUAACCUAUAAUCUUCAGCGAACGUUAUUGAAUUAUUCUCAAAACUUUCAAUGAAAAGGUUUUUAAAAUCUCCUGUAAUAAAGUAUAAUGAAAGCCAGAUACUUAACAUUCUUCUCUUACAUAGGAACGCCUUUUAGGUCCUCUGAGAAAAUAUGGCUUAAGGAAGGUCGUAACCAUCCUGAUCCUGAAAGUGUGCAGGGUUUGAUGGAACUAGCGCUGCUGAAAUUGAGAUCUCUGAAUUAUCCUAACCUUGUCCUUUCCAGCCGUACAGAUGGUGGAGUCCAUGCAUUGAAUACUAGUGCACACUUUGACCUGGACAGAUUUGGCUCCAGUGUAUACGAACCUACAGGGAUCACGUACACUCUGAACAAGUUCUUCUACAACCACAAUAACAGUAUAUUUGUUAAGAAGGUGAUCAGAGUACCAGAUAACUUUAAUGCUAGGCAUAUGGCAAUUGGCAGAAGUUACUUAUACAGAUUAGCUGUAAAAAAGGAUAGCAUUUUGUUACCUGAAAAUGUAACUAUAGCUUCCUACAUACCUAUUGAAGAGUGGAAGAGGUGUCACUUUGUAAGAUUACCAGGCUUUGACAUAGAAAAAUUUAAAGAAGCUGCACAAUAUUUCAUUGGUACGCAUGAUUUCACGACAUUCAAAAAGUUUGACAAGUUAAAGCAACACAAGCACAACAGGAGAGAGAUCCAGUCCAUUGUGGUGAGACCUGGUAGGCCACUCAUCACCAGCUAUCCUCGGGAAGAUGGUAUAUUUGACUACUGGGAUAUAGAGAUUAGGGGGAGAGGAUUUGUACAUAACCAAAUACGCCGCAUGAUAGGAACACUAAACGCCGUAGCGAUAGGUAAACUGCCGGCUGAAGAAAUUAAAGUGAUGCUACAGGUGCCGUCCAAGCACUCCUGGCAUAACUUCAUACAGUCUGGCCCUCCCGACGGCCUGUACCUCUGUGACGUACACUACAGGCCUGAAGACCUCAUAUACGACCCAGAAAAGAAUCAAGAAAAAGAAGAGUGUCUUAGUGAUAGUGAAUGUGAUUGAAAGACAUUGACAGAGACAAAUAACACCAAAAUAGACUUAAUUAACUUGUAAAAUAAGGUUGAUUUUCACAUUUAACAAACAUUCUAUCUUUUCAAAAUGAGUUUUCUCAGCCAACUGCAGAAACAAAAGAACAAAUUGAAGGAAACUGAAACAGUCAUCACUAAAGUUGAUGGAAAACGAUACAUAGAGAAAGAUUCUAUGGUAACUGCAAUUUCUUCUAACAGUUACGGUUUUGUAGUUGACACGAAACCAGACAAUGUUCCUAUACUGAUAUCUGAUUACUUGUACAUAGGGUCGCAGGACUGUACAUCUGAUGAAGUGAUACAAACAUAUAAAAUCAAGCAUGUACUAAGUUUAGGUAUAAAUGUUCAAGUGUCAGUCAACAAUAAGUUCGUCAACUGCUUGGAUUUGCCUGAAACUAGUAUAAAAGAGAUACUGCUAGAUAGUUUACCAUUCAUUAGGAAUGCUGUGGAUGCUAAAGAGAAUGUUUUAAUUCAUUGCAAUGCGGGCGUUUCUCGGACUUCCAUGGUCGCCAUAGCUUAUCUAAUGCAUUACGAAAAGAUGAGCUACCAAGAAGCUUAUGAUCUUGUAAAAGCUAAAAGGCCCGCUAUCCAACCCAAUGACGGGUUUAAAAAACAAUUAAAGUCUAUGAAACCUGGAGAAAUAAUUUGAUAGAGUGCAAUAGAAUUUGGACUUUGUUGCUUAAUAAUAAGUGUUAUAUUAGCUGUAGUAAGUGUAGAUACUAGAUAGUAAAUAAAUAAAAUCUAUUUAUAAAUUAA
Molecule: messenger RNA, 1854 nt
Organism: Spodoptera frugiperda (fall armyworm)
Lineage: Eukaryota; Metazoa; Arthropoda; Insecta; Lepidoptera; Noctuidae
Product: tRNA pseudouridine synthase-like 1
Exons: 6
Coding region: 119-1075 (318 amino acids)
Biological process (GO): tRNA pseudouridine synthesis
Molecular function (GO): RNA binding; pseudouridine synthase activity
Source: RefSeq, a predicted model, not a curated record